GAUGCCCAUUCUCAAGGGGAAGUGGUGGCCUGCCUGGAGAAAGGGCUGGUAAAAUUGGCAGAGGACAGUGAGCAUCGCAUCAAAGUCUCAGAGCCCUGCAUGAAGGCAAUUCUCCGAGUGGCGGAGCUGUCGUCAGAUGACUUCCAUCUGGAUCGGCAUCUCUAUUUUGCCUGCCGAGACGAUCGGGAACACUUUUGUGAAACGACUCAAGCAGGCGAAGGCCGGAUAUACAAGUGUCUAUUUAACCACAAGUUUGAAGAUGCUAUGAGUGAAAAGUGUCGGGAUGCAUUGACAACUCGGCAAAAGUUGAUUGCCCAGGAUUACAAAGUCAGCUACUCCUUGGCCAAAUCCUGCAAGAGUGACCUGAAGAAGUACCGUUGCAAUGUUGAGAAUCUUCCUCGUACUCGGGAAGCCCGUCUCUCUUACCUGCUCAUGUGUCUCGAAUCGGCUGUGCACAGAGGUAGGGUCCCCCCUCUUUGCUGUUCUGUCAAACACUAG
Protobothrops mucrosquamatus (brown spotted pit viper) is the source of this 498-nucleotide messenger RNA. Its product is annotated as Golgi apparatus protein 1-like. The record is from RefSeq and is a predicted model, not a curated record. The annotation marks the transcript as partial. Gene Ontology annotation, cellular component: Golgi membrane. Gene Ontology annotation, molecular function: fibroblast growth factor binding. The transcript has 3 exons. NCBI's taxonomy places the organism in Eukaryota, Metazoa, Chordata, Lepidosauria, Squamata, Viperidae.